AUGACACUAUUGGCAGCAAUCAUUAUAGGAAUAGCUCUUAACGCCGUUUUGCAUUCAGAAAGCUUGAUAGUGCGAGCAAGAAUACAAUAUAUGCAAAUGUAUGACUCUAGAUAUGACAAAGGCGGUUAUUACAGGCCAUAUGACAGAGGUAUUUAUUACAGGCCAUAUGACAGAGGCGGUUAUUACAGGCCAUAUGACAGAGGCGUUUAUUACAAGCCACAAGAGCCAAGUUCGUACAAUCACUACUAUUCUAGAUAUAACGAAGAAAGACCGCCUGAUUAUGGAGUUUCACAUAAAACAAAAGCACCAAAAAUGCAUGACUGCAGAAAAAUUAACUUCUACAGUAAAAAGAUUAAUGCUGGGUAUCUUUAUAAUGUAGGUACAAAGCGGUUUAUAGGCACGGAUGACAAGAAAUAUUGGGUGUCUGCGGUGGAUAUACAUUCGAAACCUCUUCCUAUUGCAAUUGUUGCAUCGUUUGGAGAUGGUGUAGGAGUCUACACUGAAAUUCUUUCUGUGGAUAGUGUGGAAAGCCCGAAUCUUGGAAAUAAAACAAGCACCGGAUAUUAUGAGAAUGUAAAGAGAAUCGAUGUAGGUGGAGGAAAAAACAAUAAAUCCUGUUAUUUACAUGACCGUAGCUCUACCUAUAAUAGAUUUUCAAUAACCCCUCCUUAUUACAAAGGAGGCUCAGAAUUUAAAAUACUAAAAUCUCCAAACUGUUUGGGCGUGACCACAGACAACUCUUUAAUCGAGAUGCCUUGUGUAGAUGAUACUACUGAAGGCGAGGGCACCGAAGAGAAUGACCGACAACUUUUCAAAUUUUGUAGAACCAUUUCUUCUGAUAUUUCUAAAUGUUAAUUUUUGUCUAGGUAUGGAUUUCACGCAAUUCACUAAUGAUUCUAGUGUAUACGCGCCUGCUAUAACAUAAAAUGUAUAUGUGUUACAUUUCUGACUAGCCAGAAAGCACUGCAUUUUAUUUCUAUAUUCCUAGGCAACUUGUCUUUUUUCUAGCACUAAUGUCUUUUUGUUGGUAAGUUCUUUUUGUGAGAUUGGGCGAUUAAAUUAAGUUUUUGCCUAUUUGUAAUAUAUGCAC
Messenger RNA from Nematocida parisii ERTm1, 1090 nucleotides. RefSeq lists its product as uncharacterized. Lineage: Eukaryota; Fungi; Microsporidia. The record is from RefSeq and is a predicted model, not a curated record. The transcript has a single exon. The coding region runs from base 1 to 855 and encodes 284 amino acids.